Molecule: messenger RNA, 621 nt
Organism: Rosa chinensis
Lineage: Eukaryota; Viridiplantae; Streptophyta; Magnoliopsida; Rosales; Rosaceae
Product: putative germin-like protein 9-2
Exons: 1
Coding region: 1-621 (206 amino acids)
Cellular component (GO): cell wall
Molecular function (GO): manganese ion binding
Source: RefSeq, a predicted model, not a curated record
AUGACGUUGGUUCAAUUAAUGAUGAUGAUGAUCAUAUUAGUACUUGCUUUGGCCACCUCCAAAAGGGUCUUAGCAAGUGAUCCUGACAUUCUCUCUGAUUAUUUACUGCCUCAAAAUAGCUCAACUGUUAAUGCUACCUAUUUUACAUACACUGGAUUCCGCGAGAUAUUUGAUCAAACACCUGAAACCUUUAAGGCAACAAAAGCCAGUAUGGUGGAGUUCCCUGCUCUCAAUGGCCAGAGUGUGUCAUAUACAGUGCUUCAAUUCCCUCCAAGCACACUGUUCCCACCUCACACCCGCCCUGAUGCUACUGGACUUUUGUUCCUUCUUGCUGGUUCCUUAGAAGUCGGGUUCAUUGACACAAAAAAUGUCCUACACACUCAAAAGCUUCAGGCUGGAGAUAUAUUUAUAUUUCCCAAGGGUUUAAUCCAUUAUCAGUAUAACUCUGAUCCUCAGUUGCGAGCUACCGCCAUUGCAGCAUUUGGAAGUGCAAGUGCUAGAGCAGUUACAGUGCCACCUUCUGUUUUUACCUCGGGUGUCGACGAUGUCAUCCUUGCCAAAUCUUUCAAGACUGAUGUUGAUACCAUUAAGAAGAUUAAGGAUGGUCUCACUACUAGCUAA